AGCUAGCUUUAAUUGGCGCGAAAAUUAAUAAACUUAUUUAGUUCUCCAGCUGCAAAAGCAACAAAUCCACAAACACAAUUUUGCAGGAAAACGCUGCUGGAAAAAAGAUUGCGGCGAAAUUAUUUUUUAACUGACGUUAUGUAGAUGAUGUGUAUGUAAACAAGUCAGCUAAGAAGCUUCGGUUGCUUAACUGUCAAUAUUUUAUUGUGAAACUUGAUCGACUCUUCUUAAUCUGGGCAAAUUUCAAGUUCGUAACUUAACAUGUCAGAGAAAUAAUAUCUUAUGGUUGUGCUCUGAGAGCAAAAAUGAUACAGUUUUGAAGUUUGUGAAUGAACUAGUCAUUCUAAUAGUAGAGAGCUCCAAUAGUCAAGGAGUUAAGAGCAAAGUUUUUGUGGUGUACACACAAUAACUGAGCGAUAGGAGUCAUCUUGCAAAAUCUAUAUUACUACGAAUAAGCAGAGAAAGAGAUUACAGAAACGCGUUUCAGUAGGCAAAACGAUGUGAAUCCCCAAACUUUUAUAGGCUGGUGUGGACUCUAUAAAAAACAUGGCAGAGAAUUACAAGGGGAAAACUUUAUUUUGUGCCCUCUGCACAGAGGCAGGUCUUAUUCUCAAAAAUGGUUCCGAGAGCAAUGAAAUAAAUGUGGACAAAACUGCUUUCCAGAGGAACAUCACAUACUUUCUAAAAAACCAAACAGGAGAUGUAACUGAGGUUGUUGAGGAAUUCCUGGAAGGGUUUGGAGAAUACAUUGAUAACAAAGAAAGAUUCCACAGAAGUUUGCUGCCAACAUUCACAACUUCAGAAUGUGAAAGUGCAAGAUCAAAAGUUCAGGAAAGUGUUGUUCGUCUUUUGCUGGGAGUUGAACUUAUUCAGCCAUCUUUAGUCAGAAGCCUGCUGGAAAAACUUCCAGAGUUUUCCCAAGAUGAUGGUAUUAUUUUUGAUGCUGGAGAAAGAGUGGACAUUCCUCAUUUGCUGCUUGCUCAACUGCGCUGGUUGGACUUUAUCGUAGAUAAUAAAGCACUCAGGGAAGUGCUGCUAGAAAUGCUUGAUGCCACUUCUGAAGAUGUGCAGAGGGAGAUCAUUAGUGUGCUUCCUGCUGUUCUUGAUGACACUGAUCACACAAUUGUUGCUAUGAAACUCAAUGAAGUACUGGUAAGCAGAAGUCACCUUACUGUUGCUGUCCUGGACACAUUAACCUGUCUUGAGCUGACCCCUGACCUUCUGGCACAGGUACGACAGGCAGCAGUUCAAGCGCUGAAGCUUGUGGAUGCAGACAAUUUAGUAGUUGUGAUCAAGUUUCUGCUAAGAACAGCUUCUCAGGCUGAAAUGACAGAGGUAGUUGCUGAAAUACGGAGAGGUAUUGAUCUGCCUUCACUUGUUGACCACAGAGCAGCACUAGCAAAAGGCAAAUGUACCCAAAUAUACAGCAGCAAUCAAAGGGAUACUGAAGUUCUUAUCAUGGAUGCCAUUCAGUCAGGAAUUCAAUUUCAGAGAGGUGUGGCUGAUGCUUGGCUCAAGAUGAUCGACAGUCUAAAGGAAAAAUUAAACAUUCUGGACUUGGUUGUGAUACUUCUCCUUCAUCAGACCAGCCGACGAAAAUCUGUGGAAAGUCUUGUUCGCAAUAAAAUCAGAAGUGGAGAUAUGUCAGAGCCUUUGCUGCAGAAAGCAUUCUCAGAUCAUUCUCAGAUGAUUCAAAGACAGUUUAAAUCUUUAAUGAUGCUAGCAGAGAUGCUGCUGCGUGGAUCAGAAAUGUCCUUUGGCUAUAUUGGUGGAGUUAUAUACAAACUUAUAUUUGCAAAUUUUGAUACUUUCUGCAAACAGGAGACUGUGGCCACGCUAGUAAUGCAGCUUGGCAGUGGAAACCUAGAAGAGACAGAUGUUGCACUGGAUGUGCUGGCUAGUUUGGUAGAAGAACACUUAAAGGAUAUGGUGCAAUUUGCCAUUUUCUUUAAGCGGUUGUUGGACUUACAGCAGCAGAACAUGUCUCUCCAACGGUUGAGGAAACUAUUUGCUGUGUUAUCUCGCAUUGCUUUCUGUGCUGGCAAUGAUCCAGCUCUUAUGCAGGAUGACCUUCAUAUGGUGAUAAGGAAGCUAAUCUCUAGUGUAAACCCAAAGUGCCUUUGUCAGGGUCUGGUAGUGUGGGUGGGUGACACGUGGGUGGGCCUUGGACAUGAAUGCUUUAACUUCUGGGUUAUCUGCUUUGAUAACUUAAUUAUCCCUUACAUCAGGCAUACAUUAAUGUGUGUGCACAUUAUACAUGUAUUUUUAUAUUUCUUUUUAUAUGUUCAUGCUGCCAGUCUGCUGGGUGAUGAGAGGGAGCAGGAAGUGACAAGCUUACUGAACAUGCUUCGUGCUGCCAGCAGUCGCCAUUCUCAACCAUCAGCUGUUUUUUUAGAUGAACUGGCUGCUUUGGUUAUGGAUGGCAGUCUUCAUCCUAAAGUUCAGACUUGGGUAUCAGAGCAUAUGACAGAUAUGUUUCAGGAGAACUUUGUGGUGGAUGCUGAUGACAAAAAUAACAGUGCGGUAGGAAUACCUAUGACAGCCCAGUUCAGUCUCAAUCAGGAGGAAGAGAGCAACAUUGUCAUCAACCUUCUUCCUCUGGUGGCUGCUGAAAUUACAGAGUGUCAAAAGAGUGAGCAAACAGUGUAUGCAGCAUGUCUGUCACCACACUUCCGCCUUGUUCAAAUCUGUGAAAGCCAUCAGCAUCAGGGAAACAUGGAGGGCAUUGAUGCAUUACUUGGUUGCCCUAUUUACGUCCCUGAUGAAUACGUUUAUGAGAAAUUUGAGUCUUUCUCAGACAAGGAGAAGGAUGUUAUUUGCACUUGUCUGCUACAUUGCAUCAAUUGGUUUCGAGAGGUAAUAAAUGCCUUUGCCAGUCAAACCGAUGUGGAGAUGAAGGGCAAAGUGGUACAACGACUCUACAAUAUUACACAUUUGCAGAAGGUUCUAAUCAGAUGUAUGAAAGAACAUCCCAGAUACAAUGCACAGCUGCUGGGUCUUGGGGUUGAUGACCAACAGUCAAAUGCCUCUCACAGUAACACCAAGAACAAGGCUCCAGUCACUAAAGCAAAGGGGUCUAGGAAAAGGAAAAGACCAAAAGAGAGAGCUAUAGCAGAAGCUGAUGAGGAAGUCUCACAGGAUGCUACUUUUCAAGAAAAGGAGACUCAGGGUGAGGGUGAACCUGCAAAAAGCAAAAAGCUGCAGUCUGAGGGAGACAAAACUGGUUUACCUUUAUAUUAUAGGGAAUUGGACUUAAGUGUGUUCCACAUUCUACAUUCAGUAUCUGUUCUUCACAGUUGUCUGGAUUUAGAUCUACAGUCUAAGGACACACAUAAAUUUCAAAUUCAAGCCCAACAGCUCAAUUUCCUUUUGGAGGAUCUGGUAAAGAAGAUGAAUCAUGCCCUUAUUGCCAGCACAACUCAUUGUCAUUCCUUUUUCAAGGCAAGGCUGCUUAAAAAAACAGGUUUCUCAAACCUUGACAAGCACUCAUCUGAGCAGACGGCCAGGUUCUGUGUCAAGCUUCUCCCCACUCUUUGCAGUCAUUUGGAUGCCAUCAGCAACUUUUUCCAGACUCAGAUUUCAAGAACUGAUGAUGAAAUUGAUGACCUAGGGACCAACACACUUGAAGCUGAAGAGAUGGCUGUAUGCUUUCACUUAGUUCUGCAGGCUUUGCAGGUCCUUUUUGCAUGGAAUGGCUUUGGGCUUUUGGAGCACAGAGAACUGCUGAGGGAGAGUGUAGCACUGCUAGCUGCACAAGUCAAAGCAAUGGGCACCACACAGAUGUCAUUCAUAGAUCUUUUGAGCAAUGCCUCCCUAUAUAUCGAGAACUUUGCUGAGACUGUACCCACGCUGGCAGCAAGUACAACACUCAUCAAACUAUUAGCAGCUCUUACAAGUAGAUGUGAAAACACCACGCUUCGUCAACGAUUGGGAGAACUUGCUCACAAACAAGUGCAGCGUGAGUGGGGGAUUGAAAAGGGUGACCAUGAAAAAGGAGCAUCAGUUAAUGAAAUGCUGCAGUUCCAUGUCAGGAUUUGGAUCAUAAAUACAGAAGAUCCCUUUCAGACCAUGGAAAAUAUAGCUAACACCAUCAAGAUGGAACUUGUGCAGGGAAGCAGACAGGGUACUGCCUCUGAACUACCAUGUCUUACAAGAUCUACAUUUCCAGUGUUUCUUCGGGUGAUCAUGAGUGAACUGGUGGAGAAAGUCAAGGGUAUUCCAUUACUAAAACGCUCAGAUGACAAAGAGAUUCAAGAGAAGUAUCUUGUGAGCUGGAGUGCAGCUGUGCGUGUUUUGUUCCUGGGAGUUGGGCUUGUCAAAGAACUCAACAGUCGUGGAGGAAUUUCAGCGUGUAUGAAGUAUGGGAGGCAGUUUGUGGAGAUCUUUUUACAGCGGGCAAUGCCAGUACUUGAUGCAAGUUUCAUUUCUCAAAGCACAGAAGUUCAUUCAUUACUGCGAACUCUUCAACAGAGCACACGCAUACUACAGAAUAUGUGUGGCCAUGCUAAGAGAACUCAGGACAUUACUCAGGUAAAUCAGGUCCCAGUGUUGAAAAGAGCCCUAGAGCGUCUGGUGUUGCGUGUCAAACAUAUGCUGACUAUAAACCACUGUCAGCGUGCUUUCUGGGUUGGAAACCUCAAGAACAAAACACUUCAGGGCGAGGAGAUUCCAUCACAGGCAUACAGUGAGCAGAAGAGUUCAGGUGCUGACAGUGAGGGAGAUGAAGAACCCAUGUCCGAGGAAGAAAGUGAGCUGGAGGCACAGACUGAGGAGAAAGUUGGUGUGAGCACAAGUGUGGCUUCAGAUGACUCAGAUGGCUCCUACAGUGAAAUAUACUGAUUGUACUGUCAGCUUGAAACUUUAUGUCUAAUUUAGUGAGCAUUUUCAGAAAUUGCAAAAUGUGUAUUCAGAGGAAGGAUUAUAACACCAGUGGUGAGAAUGCACCAACUCGCCAUGGACAACUGGUCCAUCAUAAUGUAAAUAACGAUUGAAAACUUAAAUGUGAAUCUUGAUAAAACAUGUUUAGUAGAACCUCUCUGUUAAGACUUGCCAAAAUAAGCUUAUACUUGAAAGGGGUUUUAACUUCUUUUGCAUUAACUCCUAGAAUUGCUAGGGUUUUGAAUUUUAUGUAAAAACAGUUAACAUGCUUGUGAUGCUUAGGGAAAUAUAAUUUGAACCCAUGUGCAAUGUUAAGCCCGAGGACUGUUUGGGGUUAAUGCCAAGGAGCUUAAAAGAGAAACUGGUUAUUUUCUUAUUUCCUUACCCCUGACCUAAAACCACAAGAAAGUUAAUUUCAGUAUUUUAUUAUAAACAAUUCAACUGCUAGACUAUGACAAUGCUGUCAUAAGGCUGUAUGAGGCUAUAAAUGCUUUGAAGUUAGAAGAGUGAAUAGGAGUUUUCAUAGGUGCAUUCAGGACUUCGAGGUGAUGGAUAGAUGGCCCAUGUGGAAGGUGGUCUUGGUUGGGGUGGGGUGAGAAAUGACAAAGGCUAUAAUGAAUUACAUUCAUUUUACUGGCAUCAACUUCAUCUUGUGGUAUGGUAAAUAUUUUGGCUAAAAUCUGUACAUUUUAUGGCUGAUUUUGAUUUUAGGUUUUCUUUUGAUGCAUUUUUUGCUGAGUGAGCUAUAUUUGUUACAAGACUUAUCAGUACGUUUUCCAUUGACAGAAACAAUGCUUAGAACAUGCUUGAUUGAUGAUACUUUUUUUCGCUAUCAAAAACAUUAGAUAAAUAUGUUUUACUUUAGUUGAAUGUCAAAGAUUUUCUGUUAAAACUGAAAUUUGAUUACAGUGACAUGAUUUUC
Molecule: messenger RNA, 5800 nt
Organism: Pomacea canaliculata
Lineage: Eukaryota; Metazoa; Mollusca; Gastropoda; Architaenioglossa; Ampullariidae
Product: Fanconi anemia group D2 protein-like
Exons: 43
Coding region: 547-4839 (1430 amino acids)
Biological process (GO): double-strand break repair involved in meiotic recombination; mitotic intra-S DNA damage checkpoint signaling; homologous chromosome pairing at meiosis
Cellular component (GO): condensed chromosome; nucleus
Molecular function (GO): DNA polymerase binding
Source: RefSeq, a predicted model, not a curated record